AAUUGGUAAAAUGACUAUCGGGUGUAUGUUGGGCGGUACCUUAUUGCCAUUUAGUCGUACGGCGUGCGCCGACUUUGCCGCAGUAAGAACCCUGCCAGCACACGAUACUCUCUCUUUCAGCAGGUGGUUGCUGCAAGCGACGACCAUGGCCAAGCCUGCCAAGUUCAUCGCCCGUGGCAUUACUGCCGAGGGCAGGUCCAAGACCUACAAGCGCAAGGGCCUGUGGGCGAUCAAGAAGAAGAACGGAGGCAAGUUCCCUACUCACGCUAAGAAGGCUGCGCCGGCCCAGCCUGAGGGCAAGGCGCCUCGCUUUUACCCCGCCGAUGAUGUGCCUAAGCCUCUGGCGCACAAGGCAGUGAACAAGCCCACGCAGCUCCGGGCAAGCAUUACACCAGGCACGGUACUGAUUCUGCUGGCGGGUCGUUUUAAGGGAAAGAGGGUCAUUUUCCUUAGCCAGCUACCAUCUGGCCUUCUACUGGUCACUGGCCCGUUCAAGCUUAACGGCGUGCCAGCGCGCCGCGUGAAUGCCGCUUACGUUAUCGCGACCAGCACGAAGGUAGAGCUGCCAAAGCUGGACCUGUCGCAGUUUGACGACAAGUACUUCCAGGCCCAGGAGGAGAAGCGCAGCAAGAAGGGUGAGACCGAAUUCUUCACCGCAGCUGACGCCAAAAAGAAGGAGCUUAGCCAGCAGUACAUUGCAAACCAGAAGACCUUGGACGCGGCCAUCCUCCCCGCCCUGCCUGCGGAGCUGAAGGGCUAUCUCUCGGCGCGCUUCACGCUCAAGGACGGCGACCGGCCGCACCUGAUGAAGUUCUAAGUGGAUUUUGUGACCGAGGGGGCCUCUGCGACCAGCGGGGCGUGUGUGGACGCACGGCCAGGAGGCCGCACACCGAGAGCGGCACCUGCGGGGAGAUGUAACGUAACUCGAUGUGUUUCGUGCCCCCUGCGUUUCUCCCAACCAUUAUCUUCGCAUCCGGGGACAGUGAAUGGCAGCGAUGUAGAGCCGGUCAGUUCCGGGUCAGUAUUACACAAUUACCAAAUCCCCGGUUCAAAUAUUUGUGUGUAGCCUCAGCGGAAUGGUGGCCUCGUCUGCAAUAGAUGAUGGUCCGUUCAGGAACCAUACCACCAAAUGACCGCGGGCCUAUAGGCCUACAUAAUCAAGGACUGGGGAACGACAGGGGUUCUGAGUUAAGCUGUGAUGCCUAUGAGAACGAAGGUAACCUGAUGCAAGGAGAUGGACAAUCACACUUGAGCCCUGAACGUUCUGCUUGUUUCAUGCUCGUGUUCACUUUCUCUGUGGAGCUGUGGUCUGUCCCGAUAGAGUAAUCUUAGUUUGGCUUUCGGGGACGAGGUUUACAAGGCAUAUGGGGUCCGUCGCUUGCGUACUGCAACCUAGUGCUGUAUAGCGUUGUCUCCACCGAUGAUAUCUGCGAGCCUCUCCCCAGCCGCGAGCCUUGGCGUCAAUCAAUAUAGCACUUCAAGACAUAUAUAGGUCUUCUUUCACAGAAGUACCUAUAGAGGACAGUGUAAGGCCACUGAAACAUCAACCGGUAGACCGGUAGUGUACCCCGUUCCAGUUGGACGACGAAAACGUAACUAUGAAGAUCACUCCACCUCAGUAGUAAACCACAUCGCAUGAAGGUAAAAGCUGGAUGUCGCACACCUAUUAUGGGAAACAAAUGCAACACAUAAAUACCGCACAUGAGGAGAUAUGCCACACAGGAACAUGCCCCGAAUCCAUGAUGCGCUGAAUGUAUCCUUUUGUCCACGUCGGACAAGUGCCGCGUGGUAAAGCCGCCUUCGCGUACGACAUCCCGACGGCUUUUGGAACAGCACGUGGCCAACACGCUUAGCUGCGAGGAGCGACCCCGGUCACUUCACGGCAAUGGGCACACAUUCCACCACGCCCAACGAUCCUCUCCCAACGCCCAACACUGCAUUCGUUCAAUUCAGAUGUUGGACCCUGCCCAUGGGUGGUGGCCUUAGCACACCACCUUCAUACCACCACAUGCUGAAAAACAAACCAUGUCGCUUGGUCAAACGCAGCGAGCACGCGCUUGAUCACCGUUGCCUAGAAAGGGGACAUGAAUGGGUC
Volvox carteri f. nagariensis is the source of this 2095-nucleotide messenger RNA. RefSeq names its product component of cytosolic 80S ribosome and 60S large subunit (gene rpl6). Gene Ontology annotation, molecular function: RNA binding; structural constituent of ribosome. Gene Ontology annotation, biological process: cytoplasmic translation; ribosomal large subunit assembly. Lineage: Eukaryota; Viridiplantae; Chlorophyta; Chlorophyceae; Chlamydomonadales; Volvocaceae. The coding region runs from base 11 to 817 and encodes 268 amino acids. Gene Ontology annotation, cellular component: ribosome; cytosolic large ribosomal subunit. The transcript has 2 exons. The record is from RefSeq and is a predicted model, not a curated record.